Molecule: messenger RNA, 4009 nt
Organism: Saccoglossus kowalevskii
Lineage: Eukaryota; Metazoa; Hemichordata; Enteropneusta; Harrimaniidae
Product: translocating chain-associated membrane protein 1-like 1
Biological process (GO): protein insertion into ER membrane; SRP-dependent cotranslational protein targeting to membrane, translocation
Cellular component (GO): endoplasmic reticulum membrane
Source: RefSeq, a predicted model, not a curated record
CUUUGAAAUAAAAUGAAUAAUGGUCGAGAUAGUCCAUACCAGUUUGUUUGCCACGAGUUAAAAGAGCAGUCUUUUACGCAUGCUCAGUGCAUCAGCGUCCUUUCUCUUCCGGUUUCAGCUACUGUGCAGCUGUGAGCUUGUGUGCAUCUCUCCGACGGCAAACAACUCAAAAAAUCAUGGGAAUUCGGCGCAAAAUUGGCAGUAGCAGCAGCAAAAAUCCACCGAUACUCAGCCAUGAGUUCGUCAUUCAGAAUCACGCCGAUAUCGUUUCCUGCGUGGCAAUGGUUUUUGUGCUGGGUCUGAUGUUUCAGUGGUCUACAUCAUAUGCAUCACUAUUUGUUGCUAUCCAACACAACAUCACAGAAGUUUUCAAUGAUACCGAUGUACCCGAUGUCACCACCUACACCUGUGGUCUGUCUGACGUGUUCACCAUUUUCUUCUAUAUGUUGGUUUGCAUUAUUGUUCAUGCCGUUCUCCAGGAAUAUGUAUUGGAUAAAGUAAACCGUCGUAUGCAUCUAUCGAAAGUUAAACAUUCAAAAUUUAAUGAGUCUGGUCAGCUAUUGUUCUUUUAUCUGGUGUCUGUCGUCUGGGGAGCAGAUAUCGCUCUGAGGGAAAAAUUUUUCUUGAAUCCUUCAUCAUUGUGGGAUGGAUAUCCACACACCAAGAUGCCAUUUAUCCUAAAGUUCUUUUUCAUUAUCCAGAUUUCCUAUUGGCUGCAUAUUUUGCCAGAGCUUUACUUCCAAAAAAUCAAGAAAGAAGAAAUUGGUGCUAGAGUGCGCUAUUCAGUGCUUCAUGUAAUAUUCAUUACUGGUGCAUUUGCUACAAGCUUGACACGUCUUGCCUUAUUCUGCCUGGUUAUACAUUACUUAGUUGAGGCUAUUUUCCAUUUUGCUAGAUUGAUGUAUUUUAGUGAUAAAAAUGAGAUUUCUAAACCAGCAUUCUUGGCUUGGGCAGGAAUGUUUGUUGGUGCUCGUUUCCUCACAGUAACCAUUGCUGUUUUAAUGUUGUGGAUCAAACUCGGCAAAGCUGAAAAUCAGGGAUUUGACAGAGCCACUGGAAACUUCAACAGUCCACUUCUACGAAUGAAUAUUCUUGGCAGUGUUUGUUUCUUGCAAGCUUGGAUGAUGUGGAACUUCAUCACUUUUCAACUCAAGAGACGCCGCGAGAAUCGAGCUCUGGCUGCGGCCACCACUUCAGGCAAAAAGAGAGAAACUAGGAAACCAAAAGAUAAGAAGGCAAAGAAAGAUGAAAGUAGAAAGAAACGGGAAGAAAGAGAUUUAGAUUCCGAAGAUGACAGUCACUUACCAGAAGCUGAUCAGAGAAUUAAAAGUGAACAAGUUGGUGUCCGAACGCGAUCCCGAUCAAAGAAGCAUUAGUGAUUCAUGGUGAUGGUUAUUCCAAGUAACUUAGGGUGUUCAUUGUAGAGACAGCAAUGUAGGGGGUACUGGAAUUAAUUUUCGUUGAAAAGACUUUUUGAGUGUUUUUUAUGGAGUUUAUUCUCACUUAUUUUUUAAUGAGUUGAAUGUGAAAUAUAAUAGGAAAAAAGGUAAAUUCCCAGGUUUUUAUUUUCUCUAUAUCAUCCUUUCAGCGAAAAUAAAUUCCAUGGGAGAAUAAAAUAUUUUACAGUAAUUACUCACUGGGUUCUAAUCCACCUUAUCCUGUUGCCUGCAAAAUGCACUAACUUUAAAAUACAAUUUUCAAAUUUUUAAAAUUCAGAAAACCUCCACAAACAUCAAAAUACUGAAAGUCUAAUGAAUAUUACUUUUCUACAGUAUUAUCAAAUGUUCCAGACUAAAAUUAUUAAAAUGAAAUUAAACUGCUGAUGUAGAAUUUGAUUUUUACAAGUUUUUAUUUUUAUUAUUUAGAUAAUGUAAGAGGUUGAACAAAAGGUUCAUUUUAGGAUGAGUGUCAAUGAAAGAUAGCAUUAUCUGAAUAUGUUGUCAUAGGAACGAUAUUGAAUGUAUUUAUUAAAUCAUAUUGAUCAAUUGGAAAUGUGCCAAAAUAGUUUGCUGUAAAUAAUUCCCUGAUACCCUAGUGUCUGGCGAGCUUUCAAAUCUUCAUAUUGUUACUAUCGGUUAAUUUGAAAAAUUAUAUGCACAUAAACUCUUCUCUCGCUCGCUAGUAUCAAAAAAACAAUUGCCCUUUGAAUUCUAAGUUGCAAGAAUAAUGAAAUCUAUUAGGCGCAACAUUGUGUCAUAGGCAAAUGAAAACUUUGUGUAAUUCUGCGUUGCAUUGCAUUGUACUGACCUCACCUCAGUUAUUUGCGGCCAAACUCAGAACUGUAUUGAUAAAUGAACAAGUGUUGGAAUUACUAUUGAAAUAAUCAGAAAUUCAUAUAAUUUAUUGAACUCUCCUGUAUCACGUAUCAUCUGUGUUUGCAAUAUUAUGACGUUAUAAUGAGAAUACCUUGUAUGCAUACACGUAGUACAGUAAUCCUCUCAAUUCAUGCAUUGCAGAGACUGAUACAACCAUGCUUUGCCUGAAUGCAUACUAGUAUCCUCAUGAUUUAUUAUUUAAUUUUAUAAGUUUAAUUUAGCUAGUAAUUGCAGCAAAACAUUUCACAAACUUCUGCUUGAGUGUUUGCGUUCAAGUGUUCAGUGUAGAGACUUGUCACAUGCUACAUUGUUGCUAAGUUUUAUGAACGUAAGACGGUGGUAACGCAUUGAACAUGGCAAUAAUAUGUUUGAACAUGUAUGCAUCACUGUUCACAAUCUUUUUGAAACACAUCUUUACAGAUUCUUGAGGUUGGAUGAAUUGAAUUGUUUUCGCUGGCAUAAGUAAUAAAAGUACUUUAUUUUUUGUUUUUGCUGGAUGGUUAGUCCGCAGAAAAUAUAAUCCAGCAAAAUAUAUUUUAUUUAGAUUGGUAUAAUUGUAUUUUUUUUAAAUAAUAAAUUUUUUUGAAAAUAUAUGAAGGUAGCCUCACAAAUGUAGUGAUUUGUGGCCGAUUGGCGUAUUUUGCUCUGCCAACUGAGGGCAGUGUUUCGAGGCAGAUCGCUUCAUACUCGGCUGAUCCAUGAUAAAUAGCUUCCUUGUAAUUGUUAUCGCAUUUAGAUUAUAUCGUUUAAAAAGGUAUAAUAAUGAAUUUAUUUAUUUUGAAUUAAAAAUUACCAACAAAUAACUUUGCAAAAUUUUAACAGUGUGAAAAAGGAGUAGGUAUCUACUAGAGAUAAUGUCAGCACAUCAAGACACUUUUCUAGGUGUUGUUUUCACGUCAUCUGCUUUUGAUUUAUAAAAAGUUAGCCAGAGUCUGUACACAGUCAUCGUCAGUGAAAAACAAAACAAUCUGCCUACUCUAUUCUACACUUCUGUUAUAAAUCUGCAAGUCCACUGCCCAUUCACAGGUACAGCAUUGAAUGAGGGUUGCAGAAAAAAACAAUUACAAAAAAAUAAAUUAUGAAGUUUUUGCAUUAUUUUUCCAAAAAAUGGCAGUGUUCUGCAAGUUUCUUGGUAGUAUUUUAAAUCUAUUUCUCACUAAAAUUGAUUUUUUUCUCUGAAAAUUUGUUUUCCUUUAACAGUCGUGUUAUCAAUAUUUUGUAACCAACCAAUACAGCCAGCUCCAUAGCAACGGUAACUUGGCCAUGCCAAUGCAACACUUCUUAGAAGAAUGUAAACAAAUGUCCAAGGAGUUCUGUGGAAAAGGAUUAUUCAUACCUAAAGGGAUGAAAAUUGCCUAGCCUCAUCUAAAAAUUAUUUGCUUUAUUUAGAAAUGUCAUCAUUCUGCAUUCUGACAUGAUACAGCUAUGUCAAAUAUUUUAGCAAGGGCUUUGAGAACCAUGCACAGUGCCAUGGCCAUUCUUUGAUGUGUUGGUUUGUUGCAAAUUGAGAGACCUCAUGACUGAAUUUGAUUUUUUUAGUAAAAAAAAUUAGUGUCAGAAUUAGUGUAGAUUUAUUGCUUGUAAAUUUUGUUACCAUAGUAACUACUUACAGUGUUGUAUUCUGUCAUCUUCAAUAUUAUUUGUAGUGGUAUUGUAUUCGGAACUCAACAAUAAACCAGUCAUGUAUUGGAUGA